This is a messenger RNA of Solanum dulcamara, 867 nucleotides long. RefSeq lists its product as uncharacterized. Lineage: Eukaryota; Viridiplantae; Streptophyta; Magnoliopsida; Solanales; Solanaceae. The record is from RefSeq and is a predicted model, not a curated record. Bases 1 to 867 code for a protein of 288 amino acids. The transcript has a single exon.
AUGUCAUCUGGGAUUUCACUUGAAGACCUUCAUUUGUUCCACAAAAUUGAUAGAGAAGUGUUCACUCGACUCGUUGUGUACCUAUGUCGCAAUCCAGCAGAGUCACUUUUGGUUGUGUCUAUGUGGCUAUGGUUUGAAGAAGAACAUCUACCAAGCAUAAUUGACAAAAUGGUAAAGUUACCUAAUGAAAUUGUAAAUAAGUUGGCUGAAGAAGGUGCUACUUGUUUAAAAUGGAUCGAAUCGAAGGUUCCCCCCUCUGUUCUUAAUGAUGCAGGGGAUAUGCCUCUUACUUCUAUAAUAUUGAAAAGAACAGUUUCAUUCAACAUGUUUUACCAACAAAGGUUCACAAUGAUAAGUGGAAUUAAGGCAUUCUUGAACAAGGUGUGUGCAAUUAUAUUUGCUGACAUUUUACAUCAAACUAUUCCAGGACAAUCAAGAAUCCGUCUGAAUUCCCCUAUUCUUAUUCCUGGAUUCCCUCAUCCAACAUUUGGUCCUAUAACAGUUGUUCCAAGAUCCUUAGAUUCAAUAAUUCCUAGCAAAGGAUUAUGGGGCUGGUCAAUAAAAAAUGAUGCACAAGUGGAUGAUAGGACUAUGUUUUUAACAUUUUCAAGGGGAUUUCCUGUUACUGAAGGUGAAGUGAAGGAACUAUUCAAUUCUUGCUAUGGGGUUAAUUGUGUUGAGCAAGUUCAUAUGGUGCCAUUGACGUCUUCAUCAGAUCAUUCUCUCUAUGCCAGAAUGGUUGUGCGCGAUGUUUCAACCAUUGAUCAGAUUUUAUGCAGCGGAUCAAUUGCUAAGUUUAGGAUUAAUGGUAAACAUGUUUGGGCAAGGAAAUAUGAACGUAGAGAGCACCUUGAUAAAUUUAAUUAA